Messenger RNA from Camponotus floridanus (Florida carpenter ant), 1047 nucleotides. Its product is annotated as histidine protein methyltransferase 1 homolog. The transcript is spliced from 6 exons. The record is from RefSeq and is a predicted model, not a curated record. Bases 117 to 983 code for a protein of 288 amino acids. Gene Ontology annotation, biological process: peptidyl-histidine methylation, to form tele-methylhistidine. NCBI's taxonomy places the organism in Eukaryota, Metazoa, Arthropoda, Insecta, Hymenoptera, Formicidae. Gene Ontology annotation, molecular function: protein-L-histidine N-tele-methyltransferase activity.
AGAGAUCAUUUAAAAACGGUCUAUAACCUAUAAGAUCAUCCUCAUUUUACCCAAAAUAAUGCUUUAGUUUAUUAAACUUAUAAUUUUUUUAUUUCACAUCUGAAACUUCGUGAAAAAUGUUUAAAUUCGGAUUUGCAAAAACUAUAACUGACAUUAAUGAAGAGGAUAAGACGGAUGAAUUAGAAUGGAUUCCUGCCUUCAAACUCGAAAUAACACCCGAGCAAGUCGGAGUGAAAUAUGGAACAGAUUAUUAUACAGAGACAAAAGUGUUCCCUGAUUUUAAUCUAAAAUUAAUUCGCUCUGAUAAAGUAGUAAAGGAUUUAACCAAGCAUAACUGUCAAAAUAUUAUUGAGGCUGAGACACAACAUUCCGAUCUUAUUCCAGCAAAAUAUGAAGGUGGAUUAAAAAUCUGGGAAUGCACAUUUGAUUUGGGCCAGUAUAUAUUGGAAGAGCAAAUUGAACUAAAAGAUAAACUUGUUAUGGAUUUAGGAUGUGGUGCAGGCUUGAUUGGCCUCAUUGCUCUUCUCAAAAAUUCUACAGUCCAUUUUCAAGAUUAUAAUGCAGAAGUACUAAAAUCUAUGACUAUACCAAAUGUACUGUUGAAUUGUGAUAAUCGUACAAAUAUAUUUACAAAAUGUGAAUUUUAUGCUGGAGACUGGGCUUCCCUUGCAACAUUAUUAGAUGAUGAGGAAAAUAGGAAAUAUGAUUAUAUUUUUACGAGCGAAACAAUUUACAAUCCAGACAAUCACAAAAAGUUAUAUGAGAUUUUUAAGAGAAAAUUGAAAAUUAAUGGCCUUGGAUUUAUCGCUGGAAAAAUCUAUUAUUUCGGAGUGGGUGGUGGGAUGAGGCAGUUUGAGGAUCUCGUAUUGAAAGAUGGAUACUUUGACGUGAAAAUGGUGUGGAGAAGCCAAGAUGGAGUGAACAGGGAAAUCCUGAAACUCACGAGAAAACAGCAUCAAGAACAUGGUCUGCUUGGAAUAUAACAUUAUUGUCUUGGUAAUGUUUAUCUUUGGAAGUAUGAGGUAAUGGCUCGGAACGUUGCACUAA